Molecule: messenger RNA, 261 nt
Organism: Penicillium robsamsonii
Lineage: Eukaryota; Fungi; Ascomycota; Eurotiomycetes; Eurotiales; Aspergillaceae
Exons: 1
Coding region: 1-261 (86 amino acids)
Source: RefSeq, a predicted model, not a curated record
AUGUCCCCAACGGGUAACAACGGGAGAUACCAACGAGGAAAGCAUAGCCGCAAGGUCAAGCCGCGCAAAAGCACAAUUAAGGACAAUCAAGAUCCGAACGAGGAGAUCAUGACCCCAACCAAAGCAACGCCCCUUAGAAGGUACACCAUCGUCAGGGCGAUCCUCGCACGCAACGGAACUUCUACCAUCAACAACCCUACAAUCAACAAAAUCCCAACGAAUGCGUCAUGUCUUCCAAUCCGAGUUAUGGAUCAACAUUAA